AUGUUUAAGGAUAGGUAUACGGACAAGGAUGUUAAUUAUCAAAACUACUUGUCGAAUGCCAAUGUACCACCCCCUAUCAUACCUCAUUGGGAUGAAAUAAAUCGAGAAAGAUUCAAUCAUCGGGGUCGGAGAAAUGAUAACUACAGAUUCCAGAGAAAUAGCUUCCAACGUAACAGUUUGGAUUAA
This is a messenger RNA of Schistosoma spindalis, 186 nucleotides long. NCBI's taxonomy places the organism in Eukaryota, Metazoa, Platyhelminthes, Trematoda, Strigeidida, Schistosomatidae. The record is from the annotation of a GenBank genome assembly.